Ooceraea biroi (clonal raider ant) is the source of this 2155-nucleotide messenger RNA. Its product is annotated as heat shock 70 kDa protein cognate 4. The record is from RefSeq and is a predicted model, not a curated record. Lineage: Eukaryota; Metazoa; Arthropoda; Insecta; Hymenoptera; Formicidae. Gene Ontology annotation, molecular function: ATP binding; ATP-dependent protein folding chaperone.
CCGAAGCUUCUCGAAGCGGGCUAUUCGGUAUAUUAAAAGCGCGACGCAGAGCUCGCGUCAUCAGUUUCGUAACGAGCGCAGCGCAGCGCGGAUAGAGUGCAUACGCUUAGCGUUGCAUCAAAAGUUAACGCAAGAAAGACGAUUACGAGUGUUGUUGACGAGACCUGACCAGAAGAUAACGAUGUCGAAGGCACCAGCGGUUGGAAUCGACCUGGGCACCACGUACUCCUGCGUGGGUGUCUUCCAGCACGGAAAAGUUGAGAUCAUCGCUAAUGAUCAGGGUAAUCGGACCACACCGAGCUACGUAGCUUUCACAGACACGGAGAGGUUGAUCGGUGAUGCGGCGAAAAACCAGGUCGCCAUGAACCCCAGCAAUACCAUCUUCGAUGCGAAGCGCCUGAUCGGUCGUCGGUUCGAAGACACUACCGUCCAGAGUGACAUGAAGCACUGGCCAUUCACGGUGAUCAAUGACGGAGGCAAGCCGAAGAUCAAGGUGUCUUACAAGGGCGAGAUGAAGACUUUCUUCCCUGAAGAGGUGUCCUCCAUGGUACUGACGAAGAUGAAGGAAACAGCGGAGGCGUAUCUAGGGAAAACUGUGACAAACGCUGUGAUCACUGUGCCAGCUUACUUCAAUGACUCCCAACGGCAAGCAACGAAGGAUGCCGGCGCAAUUGCCGGUUUGAACGUCCUCAGGAUAAUAAACGAGCCAACAGCAGCCGCGAUAGCGUAUGGUCUCGACAAGAAGGCUGCCGGCGAGAAGAACGUCUUGAUCUUCGAUUUGGGUGGCGGCACCUUCGACGUGUCGAUCCUGACGAUCGAAGACGGCAUCUUCGAGGUGAAGUCCACGGCCGGCGACACGCAUCUCGGUGGCGAGGAUUUCGACAAUCGCAUGGUGAACCACUUCGUUCAGGAGUUCAAGAGGAAGUACAAGAAGGAUCUCAGCAGCAACAAGAGAGCACUAAGGCGGCUGAGGACAGCCUGCGAGAGGGCUAAGAGGACGUUGAGUUCGUCCACGCAAGCCAGCAUAGAGAUCGACUCGCUGUUCGAGGGCAUAGACUUCUACACGUCGAUCACCCGAGCCAGGUUCGAGGAACUCUGCGCUGAUCUCUUCAGGAGCACCCUCGAGCCCGUAGAGAAGGCGCUGAGGGACGCGAAGAUGGACAAGGCUCAAGUUCACAGCAUAGUCCUGGUCGGUGGUUCCACCAGGAUACCGAAAAUCCAAAAGCUGCUUCAGGAUUUCUUCAACGGUAAGGAACUGAACAAGUCCAUCAAUCCGGAUGAGGCGGUCGCCUAUGGUGCGGCAGUUCAGGCGGCGAUCUUGCACGGCGACAAGUCCGAGGCAGUCCAGGAUCUGCUCCUGCUAGACGUGACUCCGUUGUCGUUGGGUAUCGAGACCGCCGGCGGCGUCAUGACCACCUUGAUCAAGAGGAACACCACGAUACCCACGAAGCAGACGCAAACGUUCACUACGUACUCUGACAACCAACCGGGUGUACUUAUCCAAGUCUACGAGGGUGAGCGAGCGAUGACCAAGGACAACAACAUCCUCGGCAAGUUCGAGCUGACGGGAAUACCGCCUGCGCCUAGGGGCGUGCCGCAGAUCGAAGUUACCUUCGACAUCGACGCCAACGGAAUUCUGAACGUCUCGGCGAUAGAGAAGUCCACGGGCAAGGAGAACAAGAUCACGAUUACCAACGACAAGGGACGCUUGUCGAAAGAGGACAUCGAGAGGAUGGUAAACGAAGCCGAGCAGUAUCGAUCGGAGGACGAGCAGCAGCGGGAGAGGAUCACCGCGAAGAACGCCCUCGAGUCGUACUGCUUCAACAUGAAGAGCACGAUGGAGGAUGAGAAGGUCAAGGACAAGAUCGACGCGUCGGACAAGGAGAAGGUGAUGUCCAAGUGCAACGAGGUCAUCUCCUGGUUGGACGCCAAUCAGUUGGCCGAGAAGGAGGAGUUCGCUGACAAGCAGAAAGAACUGGAAGCCAUCUGCAAUCCUAUCGUCACGAAACUUUACCAGAGCGGCGGGGCACCUGGUGGCUUCCCAGGUGCCGGUGGCGCGGGACCAAAUCCUGGUGGUGCUGGACCAACUAUCGAGGAAGUCGAUUAAAUCGACCGACUCUCACUGUUUCUCGCACAGCUUGAGUAACACUAAAAA